AUGAAGCUCCUCAUCUUACCAGCUUCAUUGCUAUACCUUGCCUUCACCACCGCAUCGCCUCUUGCAAAGCGAGACUACCCUGCAGUCGGCGCCUGUUCCGGACAAUGCUCUGGACGCCUUCACGACCCGAGUGUUGUCUACCGUGCAGACACCAAGACCUACUACCGCUUCGCCACGAAUGAUGGCAUCAACACCGCAACCGCCCCCCGCCUCAGCGGACCAUGGACUUUCCAAGGCCCAGCCAUGCCAGACGGCUCCAGCAUCGACCUGCCAGGGAACCAUGACCUCUGGGCUCCCGACGUCUUCCACCUCGACAACACCUACUACCUCUACUACUCCGUCUCCCAAAUGGGCUCCAUGAACUCCGACAUAGGCGUCGCCACCUCCCCCACCAUGGACCCGGGCUCCUGGACCGACCACGGCAGCAUCGGCAUCCCCAAAGACUCGCGCUACAACAAAAUCGACGCCAACCUCUACUUCCCGUCCGGCGCCUCCGCCCCCGUCCUCAACUUCGGCUCCUUCUGGCAAAACAUCUUCCAAGUCCCCAUGAACAACCCCCCACUCACCAUCUCCUCCCCAACCGCCACGCACCUCGCGCAAAAUACCACCACUCGUCCCGCAGGCCUCGUCUCAGGCUCCAUGGAAGGCGCCUACCAAUUCCAAUGGAACGGCUACACGUACCUCUUCUUCUCCUCGGGAAACUGCUGCAACGAACCCGCCAACGCCACGAACCCGGACCAAUCCCUCGCCCCAUCUGGCGAAGAGUACCAUAUCAUGGUCUGUCGCUCGUCCUCGCCAUCCGGCGGCUUCGUCGACCAGCAAGGCCGGGAUUGUCUGACCGCCAACGGCGGCACGAUGGUUCUGGAGAGCCAUGGCGACGUCUAUGCGCCUGGAGGACAGGGGGUUAUGUAUGAUCCGAAUCUGGGCGCGCCGGUGGUUUAUUACCAUUACGUGCGGCCAAGUGUGAGUUAUGCGUAUGAUGAGUUUUUCUUUGGCUGGAAUCGGUUGAGUUUUGCGGGUGGGUGGCCGGUGGUGGUUUGA
Zasmidium cellare ATCC 36951 is the source of this 1041-nucleotide messenger RNA. Its product is annotated as glycoside hydrolase family 43 protein. The transcript has 3 exons. Lineage: Eukaryota; Fungi; Ascomycota; Dothideomycetes; Mycosphaerellales; Mycosphaerellaceae. The coding region runs from base 1 to 1041 and encodes 346 amino acids. Gene Ontology annotation, biological process: carbohydrate metabolic process. Gene Ontology annotation, molecular function: arabinan endo-1,5-alpha-L-arabinosidase activity. The record is from RefSeq and is a predicted model, not a curated record.